Plasmodium knowlesi strain H is the source of this 4305-nucleotide messenger RNA. RefSeq names its product SICAvar, type I (fragment). Lineage: Eukaryota; Apicomplexa; Aconoidasida; Haemosporida; Plasmodiidae. The transcript has 8 exons. The annotation marks the transcript as partial. The record is from RefSeq and is a predicted model, not a curated record.
AUGGCAGCAGCAGUAGCAGCCGCGGGCGCCAGUACUGAGCAAGAUGGGGAAAAAUUAAGAAUAGCAUGGAAAGAGAAGUUGAGUACAUCUUCACAGAAUGCACAAUCUGCCCCAAAUGUAGCCCUUCCGGAUGAAGUGACGAAGAAAGUGAACGAAAUGUUGGACGACCUCGGGCCCUACGUGAAUUGGGUGUAUGCCGCGGGAGGCAAAGUCGCCAGUGCAUGUGGAGAACUGAAGGCCCCGGGGGAUAAAAGUGGGAAGGGGACGACAACAGAUCAAAUGAAGAGAGUAUGCAAGACAUUAGUGCAAGCAGUCCACUGGAUGGGAAAUUUGGAAAAGGAUGGAAAGAAGAGGACGAAAGGUAGCACGGCGGAGGACGAAUGGAAACAAUAUUUAAGGUGUGUAAUAGGAUAUGAGUUCCUGUUAAGAGUACUUUUACCUAAGUAUGAAGUAGAAAAAUUUAUGAAAAUUAUCUUCGAUACAAUGGAAAGGGGAGGUACUGAAGGUGCACUGUCAAGUGCGGGUGGUAUAUGUCCUUGGGUUAAAGUGGACGAUGUGAGGGGAACAGAGGAGCUAAUUGGGUCUCAGGUACAGGAAUGGUUAAAUAAUGCAAAGAAGGACAAGAACGAGGGGGGUAUUGAGGGGUUCGAUAAUAUAGUAGCAUGGUCCAGGUAUGCGGAGGGAACGGCGGACAUGGAGGAAGAAAGGGCCAAGCGAAAAGGAAAAAUUUCCCAGAGUGAUAAAAUUAUAGACCUACUUCGAGAUGGUGUAUCAAAUCCAUUAGAAGUAUUAGUCGACCAAAUAGCAAAGGCUAAUCAUUGUAUCGAGAAUGCAGAGAAGGAUGCCAACAGCGGCAAAGAGAAUGCUCUAUGCAAUCGCUUAAAAUGUAUUGAAGAAUACUUGAAGAAACAGCCACUACCAGGAUCUCCAGGAGGACCAAAAACAGGACAACUGUCAGCUACGGAAGACUUUUGGAACAAGAAGGUAAAGGAAUUAUGGGAAGAAUUAGCAGGUGCAAUGAUGCAGGAAAAUGGCAAAACCACAAACGCAGAAUGUACUAAAGUGAAAGAUGGCAGCAGUAGCCCGAGGGAUGCAACUCAUUCUGAAAAGACGGCAUGCAAUUAUUUGCAUGCCGGCUUUAAAGAACUGUACAAUCCGUCGACGCCUGACGGCGUCGACGACAUCCUAUCUAAGAAGAACCCAUCGUUCAGACAUGCGAUGGGUUGUUUCCUACUUCGCGCCUAUGCAAAUGAAAUGAAGAAGAGGUCCACUUGUCUUAUUGAUAAAGGAAUAGAAAAGGCAUUCCAGCUUGGGAAGGAACUCAGUAAUGGCAGCACUGGUACUAAUGCUAAUUGCAAUGGUAAUGGAAAAUGCAUUCCAUGCAAAUGGAAUGAAAACGCUUUUAAGGAUUGCCAAGUUAAAACAGAAGACAAUGGGGUGGAGAAAAAAGCAACGGAGGUAGUGGAAAAAAUUGUCCAGGAGGACACCACCAAAAUAAAGGAUAUGCAAACCAAAAUAAAUGAUAUGAAAUUAUGUGAGCGCUUCCAAUGUAUAUCCGAAAGAUGGCUGAAGAAGGAUAGAAGCAACGGCGACCCCCUCACAUCAGCCGACUGGGAUAGGGUGCGGAGUAAAGUCACAAGUCAAAUCGCUGCCCUCGGCGAUGCCCUCAAGGACGCCACAACUCAAAAUAAGAGGACAGAAUUUGAACUGUACUGCAAGGACAUUCCAGCGGUUAAUGGAAAGCCUGCAGAUAAGGAUGCUUGCGUCCUUAUUGCAGCAGGAUUAAGGAACCUCUACAAAACUGCUGGUGACGGCGUUGAAGAAUCAUUAAAGAGGACGAUGCAAUGUGUUUUAUUAAAUGCCAUUGCAGAUAAAAUGAAAGAUAAACUUCCGUGUGAACAGGAAAGGAGUGUAGAGAAGGGGAUUGAUCAUGCUUUUGGACAGAGUGCUACUAUUAAGAGUAAAAGUAGCGCUUGCGGAACUGAUGAUAAGUGUUUUACGUGUCCAAGGUUUAAAGACUAUAAAGAAUGCCAAAUUAAGGAAAAUGACAGUUCGAAGGAAGUGCUUCUGAAGGACCAAAUUGACCACAAGUUGGAGGAUACUAAUCUUGCUAGUACUACUUCCUUAACGACGUCUUCUCUAACCAAGACCAUAUGUAAACCAUGUACUGGGGACGAGAAGGGGGAUUUCUGUCAAGAACUUAAUUGCGUAGUAGAUAAAUGGGGAGAAAGGAAGAAUGGAAGCUCAAGCGGAACGACUACCUGGGAAAAGAUGAAGAGUGAUUUUGAAACAGAAUUAAAGCUACUACUGGAAGACAUGCAAAACCCAACGAAGCAGGCCGCUGUUGCAUCCAACUGCACCGGCGUCAGCGGCGGCCAAACAUGGAGCGAUAGCGACGCCCAUGGCUUCGCUAACAAGACCGCCUGCAAGCUUGUUGCAGCAGGGCUGGAACAUAUAUCUAAAAUUCAGCAUGAAUAUAGUGGGGAUCCCAAGACGGGGCAACCUGAAAAAAAUGAAAACCCCUAUGAUAACCAAGAGUUUAAACAAUUCAUUUCUUGCUUAAUGCUAAAGGCAGUUGCACAAAAAAUGAAAGAAGACAGCAAAAUUUGCGAUAUAGACCAAGGGAUUAGGGUCGCUUUUACAAAGGCACAACAAAUUGCAUCAACUAACUGCAAGAAUGGUAAACCUUGCAUUGAGUGCAAGUUGGCGGACAAGUAUGAUGAGUGCUACUUCGAUAAGAAGCAGCAGGACAAAGUAAAUGACAAAUUGGAUUCAUUACUCAAGACGCAAGGAAGCGACGUCAAUAACAUCCUCUUCACAAUAACUAAAACAGGCGGAAACAGCAGUUCUAAUUUAUGUCUCCGUCUGCAAUGUCUGGCUUCUCGAGUUCAGGCAUCCAGCUCUGCGGACGAAUUCUGGACGAAUGAAGGCGAAGUGGGACAACUAUGGACACAAUUGUCGGAAGCAAUGAUACACAAUGCGGACAAGAACAACGGACAAUGUAAUAUAAUGGAUAAUGGCACCACGGGUGCCAUGACUAGACAAGCAACUGACCCUGAAAGAAAAGCAUGCCAAUAUCUUACAGCAGGUUUCACCAAACUAAGAACUAUUUCGGCGACCACAACGAAUGGAGGAAACAACAUCUUGGAUAAGCAUCCAUCGUUGAAACAAACAGUGGGUUGUUUCCUUCUUAAGGAAUAUGCAAAACAUAUGAAAGACAACGCCAAAUGUUUAGUGGAAUCAGGAAUAAAAAAAGCUUUCGACAUUGCUCUUAAAAAUCUUAAUGGUAGUUGCACUGGCGAGGGACCUUGUGUUCCGUGCCAUUGGAAAGAGAAAGACUAUGACACUUGCCAAAUUCACACAACUGGCCCCAACAUAGAGGAUGUAAAAAGGAAAGUUCAAGGCAUUGUAGAGACCAAAUCUGUACCUAAUGCUAUGGAGGACAUAAAUAAAAUGACCACUUUAUGCGAUUAUAUUAAAUGUGCCGCACCCAAAUGGUUCCAUAACCAAAAGAACAGCAAGAACCAAGGAGGGAAUGGAACGGCGAAGACUUGGUGUGACUUUUGGGAGAAUGAAGGCGUCAGACCCGAACUGAAGAAAAUGUUUGACAAGAUCGCCUCCGAAGGACAGAACAAACCAACGUCAAUCACUAUUGGCACAACAUGCCGAGGCUUUGGUGAUGGUAAUCCUGAUAGUGUAGAAAGAAAAGCAUGUAAUCAUAUCACAGCAGGUUUAGAAUACAUUGAUGGCAUUAAGCCUGAUGUUAGUGGUAGUGGUAGGGGUCCUAGCACUCAGUCUAGUGGUCAAGGCAACCAACUGCUUCAACAAGCAGUUGGUUGUAUUGCUCUUAACCUUUAUGCUGAUCAAAUAAUUGCAAAAUCGAGUGAGAAAUGCCCCAUUGGUGAGGACAAAAUAAGUAGAAUGUUUACUGAUUGGAAUACGCAGCAUAAUUCUUUGUCUUCGAAUUCGUGUAAUGAUGCUAAUAAAAAUAAUUGUUUUAAAUGUGAUAGGGUUUCGAACUCACAAUUUAAUGAUUGCAAACUAAGUGUUUCCAACACUUUAAUUAAUGCAACACAAAAUGUGCAAAAUUGUACUUCUAACACCGGCAGAGAAAAUGUCCAAACUGAAUUAAACAAAUUCCUCAACGAAAACAACCCAUCAUCAUCCAAAUCCAUCCCCGAAGUGAAGAAAACAUUAUCCGAAAUCAAUAAAAUGGACUCUUUCUGUAGUCAAAUGCAAUGUGCAGCAAAACAAUAUUACGUAAAAGCAAUAAACAAAAAUGUAAAUAGCAGCGAAGUGAAAUGG